CCUGUGGUUGUAUUUUGUAAAACGAGAUUUUUACAUCGAGAAAAUGCGUGAAACUGGAGAGAGAUCGCAAGACAGCCAGAAGAUCUCAGUAUCUGCGGAAAAAUGAGUACCGUAAUUCCAAAUAUCGAACGACUUUCAGCUCGAAUCAUUCGAGUUUUAGGAUGUAACCCUGGACCUAUGACUCUUCGAGGCACCAAUACAUACAUUGUUGGCACUGGUACAAGGAGAGUGUUGAUCGACACUGGUGAAGAGAACAAACCUGAAUUUCUCAAGAAUCUGAGGAAUACCCUGGCUGAGAAUGGGACGUCGAUACAAGAGAUUCUUCUCACUCAUUGGCAUCACGAUCAUGUAGGUGGCAUUGCUGAUAUCUUUCAAGAACUUCAGUUAGAGAAUAAUGUCAAGGUUUCAAAGCUGCCUCGCCACCCAUAUCAAGCAGAAACAGUUAACGGAGAUAAGCUCACAUACAACUACCUUCAAGAUGGAGAGAAGGUCACAACAGAGGGCGCUACAUUGAGGGUUGUCUACACACCAGGUCAUACUGAUGACCAUAUGGUGUUAGUAUUGGAGGAGGAGAAUGCUGUCUUUACUGGUGAUUGUGUGUUAGGAGAAGGCACAGCUGUGUUUGAAGACCUGUAUACCUACAUGAAAUCACUGGAAUUGCUCGUCUCCAUCAACCCCUCUCGGCUUUACCCUGGCCAUGGUCCCAUAGUGGAUGAUGCCGUGCCCAAGCUCCAGAUGUACAUUGAUCAUCGUAACUUGCGGGAGAGCCAGAUCAGUGCGGUCCUUCAGGAACAUGAUGGCAAAGACAUGGAUGCCAUGGAUCUGGUCAAAAUCAUCUAUACCGAAACACCAGAGAUCCUUCACCCUGCUGCUGCAAGGAAUGUCUCACAUCAUCUAGAGAAACUACAGAAAGAAGGAAAGAUUGGUAAGAUAAUUGGCAGGGAUUGCAAUGAUAAUAGCCAAUUUUUAUAUAGUGCUUUUCCAAGAAUGGCUCAAAGCGCUUUACAGCAU
Lytechinus variegatus (green sea urchin) is the source of this 1011-nucleotide messenger RNA. Its product is annotated as endoribonuclease LACTB2-like. The annotation marks the transcript as partial. The record is from RefSeq and is a predicted model, not a curated record. The transcript has 6 exons. Gene Ontology annotation, cellular component: mitochondrial matrix. NCBI's taxonomy places the organism in Eukaryota, Metazoa, Echinodermata, Echinoidea, Temnopleuroida, Toxopneustidae. Gene Ontology annotation, molecular function: single-stranded RNA binding; RNA endonuclease activity.